UUUGUGAUGCCAUGGAUGAAGAUGCAUUCUGCCCUGUGUGUGAAGAUGUGGCUUCUGACUUGGUGCCCCUGUCGUGUGGGCACAGACCGUGCAAAAACUGUCUGACGCAACACUGGAGACAGAGGAAUGACCAGGUCUGCCCGCUAUGUUGGAUGUUCGAUGAGCCUCUUCCAGACUUACCACGAGACAGAGUACCGGCAAACCAAAUCUGUGAUCAACACGGUUAUCCCCUAAGUGGGUACUGUCUGAAGGACAAGGAGCUGGUUUGUCAGACCUGUCAGCUGGGUAGCAAACACAACGGACAUGAGUUUUGCCCAGUGGAGCAAGCAGCAGAGGAACGCAAGUCUAUCCUCAGAAUCUCUAUGGAGACCCUGGUGAGGAAGCUGAAUGGUCAUAAAAAAGCUUGCGUGACCUUAAAUGAGAUGGCUCAGCAUGUUGAGAGGCAGGCCCAGCACACAGAGAGAGAGAUAAAAAACGAAUUUGAGAAACUCCAGCGGUUCCUGUGGGUGGAAAAGGAGGCCAGGAUUGCCGCGCUGAAGAAGGAAGAGAAGCAAAAGAGUCAGCUGCUGAAAGGGAAGAUUGAGAAGAUAACUAAAUUGAUAUCUGCUGUUCCAGACGCAAUCAGCACUAUAGAGCAGGAGCUGGAAGCUGAAGACAUUUCCUUCCUGCAGAACUAUUUGAACACAAUUAAAAGAACCGGGAAUUCCCUGCGGAAUCCCCAUGGAAUGUUCUUCAGCAUUGUGACCCAGUCAAUUCAUCAGUUGAAGUCCUUCUUCUCAACACCUGACCAGAUCCAUAAUGCGACAGUGACAAGGAUCUACAGCACACCACUGGAACCUGAGCCAAUCACAAACGGUUUGAUUGAUGUGGCCAAACACCUGGGCAAUCUCAAGUACAGAGUCUGGAAGAAGAUGCUGGGGACUCUUCAGUACACUCCUGUGACUCUGGACCCCAACACUGCUGCUCCAUGUCUCUCUCUGUCUGAGGGACUGACCAGUAUGAAGUUCUGUACGGACAACCCUCAGCUCCCCGACAACCCGGAGAGGGUCACCUUCGGAGCCGAGAUUUUGGGGUCCCAGUGCUUCACCUCCGGGAGACACCAGUGGGUCGUGGAGGUGGGGGACAACUCCAACUGGGCGGUGGGAGUGGCCAAACAGUCUAUCCUGAGGAAGGACCAAACCAUUCAGGGUCAAGAGGUGGAGAGAACGGCGGGAAUUUCAGCCCUGAAGUUUAGGAACGGUCGCUAUGCAACCAAAAUGGGGCCCGUCUCAGUGCAAAGUAAGCUACGGAGGGUGCAGGUGGACCUGGACUGGGGCAGUGGAAACGUGACCUUCCAUGACUCAUUCAGUAACCGCCACAUUGCUACCAUCAAAUCAAAAUUUACAGAGCCGGUGGUCCCAUAUUUCUACAGCUCCUGCGAGGAGCACCCCCUGCAGGUCGCUCCAGAGAAGGUCAGCAUCACUGUUGGGGCUCCAAAGAAAAAUAGAUUUUUUAUUUUUCUUUCUCUUAUUCUUAUCUUUUUUCUGACCUUUUGUUGCCUGACCAUCAUACAAAAAAAUCUUGAACUACGGAAUGGCUGUUCGGGCUGUUUUGUUGAUUUUUGGAAUGAUGCUCAUGCUUUCACAGUUUCAUCCUCAUAGGAAUGGAUAGAGGAAAAUUUGUUACAUUAUUACAUUAUUGGCAUUUGGCAGACACUCUUAUCCAGAGCGACAUACAGUUGAUUAGACUAAGCAGGAGACAAUCCUCCCCUGGAGCAAUGCAGGGUUAAGGGCCUUGCUCAAGGGCCCAAUGGCUGUGCGGAUCUUAUUGUGGCUACACUGGGAUUCGAACCACCAACCUUGCCUGUCCCAGUCAUUUACCUUCAGAUGUCUUGUUUAGAAACAGUGUACUUCACCAAAAUUACAUUAUUUUCCUGUUAAUGAAUCGGAUGACCAUGAAUGCAAUAAAAAAAAAUUGCUUAGGGCCUUUACUAAUUUCAGUGGCAAUCUUUCAAAUUGUAUGUUCAGGCUUUCUAUAAGUCAAAUGUUUUAACCACACUCUGCUCUCCCAAUGUGUAGUAUUAUACUGGCUAGAAAAUUAUUCAUACAUUUCGUUGACUUAAUGGAAAAAAUCCCUUAUAUCCUUUAACUGAAUUCCCUGGCUGCGGAUUGCUUAAUUUUAGUGGUCUAAAUGUGUGACCAAAUUAGAAUGAGUUUAAUGUUGAAUUUGUGAAUUAACUAAGAACCAGAUGCCUACAAGAUGUCUUCUGCGAUUUUUUCUAUAUUUGUAAUUAAAUAUCGUUCUUGUUGA
Conger conger (European conger) is the source of this 2289-nucleotide messenger RNA. RefSeq names its product E3 ubiquitin-protein ligase TRIM35-like. The record is from RefSeq and is a predicted model, not a curated record. Lineage: Eukaryota; Metazoa; Chordata; Actinopteri; Anguilliformes; Congridae. The transcript has 8 exons. The coding region runs from base 12 to 1640 and encodes 542 amino acids. Gene Ontology annotation, molecular function: protein binding; zinc ion binding.